CUAACUGCGGCUUCAGGCUUGUGUUCAAAACUCUUUGACUCAUUUCAGCUCAGUUCACGUGUUUAUUCAAACAUUAAACAUGAAAACGUCUUAAAUAGCGACCUAGGUUAGCCCAGCAGCUACUAGCUAACAGGAGCUACUCUCAGACAGUCAGAGGGAGACGCUCCUGUUCGUAGGAAUCAGUUUAACGAUGUCCACAUGCUAACGUACGUCCUUUACGUUGUCAUUGACCCGUACAUCCAGUAGAGGGCAGCGCAGAGUUUGACAACAAAUGACAACGAGGAGGCGGUGAAGAAGUUUCUGCUUCUUCUUCGUCUCUUCUUACUGAUCCUGUACUUUCUUCUCCUCUCAAACUUCCACCAUCGUCUUCCUCAUUUCCCACGGGCGCAGCGUUGCCUGAUGGGAAAUGUUGAAGUAUCGUACCAGAAGCUUAACAUUAUUCUAAUUUGAGUAAAAUAACAGUAAACGACCAGAGCGUUAUUGAUCGUACAGAGGGGAAAGUAUCAUACAACUGGCAACACUGUGAUCGUCUCACUUGAACUCGUGGCUAUUGGUUUUGUAUCUUUAAGUUUUAUUGAGCGAAUAUACAAACAAUAUUAAUUCAGAGUACAAAUAGAAGACGGUCAGUUUACAUGUGUGUAUCGUUGAGCUUUAAUGAGCCUUUAGCCCGAGGCUAACUGAUCCUAGAACCUGAUCCUCAUCAAUUCUCUGAAGGUGCUGAAUGAAUCUGAUCAGUUUAAUGUGAUGAGUAUCGGAUGUGUUCGUUUCUGUCCUCAGUGUCCUGGUGUCCUCAGAAUCCUGGUGUCUUCAGCGUCCUGGUGUCUUCAGCGCCCUGGUGUCUUCAGUGUCCUGGUGUCUUCAGCUUCCUGGUGUCUUCAGCGCCCUGGUGUCUUCAGUGUCCUGGUGUCUUCAGUGUCCUGGUGUCUUCAGCUUCCUGGUGUCUUCAGCUUCCUGGUGUCUUCAGUGUCCUGGUGUCUUCAGCUUCCUGGUGUCUUCAGUGUCCUGGUGUCUUCAGUGUCCUGGUGUCUUCAGUGUCCUGGUGUCUUCAGUGUCCUGGUGUCUUCAGCUUCCUGGUGUCUUCAGCUUCCUGGUGUCUUCAGUGUCCUGGUGUCUUCAGUGUCCUGGUGUCUUCAGUGUCCUGGUGUCUUCAGCUUCCUGGUGUCUUCAGUGUCCUGGUGUCUUCAGUGUCCUGGUGUCUUCAGCUUCCUGGUGUCUUCAGCUUCCUGGUGUCUUCAGUGUCCUGGUGUCAAGUGUCCUGGUGUCUUCAGCUUCCUGGUGUCUUCAGCUUCCUGGUGUCAAGUGUCCUGGUGUCUUCAGCUUCCUGGUGUCUUCAGCUUCCUGGUGUCAAGUGUCCUGGUGUCUUCAGCUUCCUGGUGUCCUUAGCGUCCGUAUGCCUCUGAUGACAUGAGCAGUUCUUGGACGACCCGAUUGCUCCCCUGAGCCACAGCUAAUUGGACGGACGACUUAUUGCCUUGAAAUCAAUUGACUCUGCUUUGUUUCAAGUGGGGAGUCAGAUAUGAUGACCAAUCAGCAGUAACUGUUCCAGAGGGUUAACCCCCCCCCCUCUCUAGUGUGAUGACGUCUCUUUUUCAGGCUCACAGGAAGAGGAGGAGCACAGGAAGUUCUGUUCGUUCCCAACCCAGCACCAAGAACAGCAGAGCGGCUAACGCUAACAGAGUGGCUAGCAGGAUGGCUGAUGUUAGCAGCACACCUGAUGGUGACACUCCCCCCUCCACAGAGACCAUUGAUGUGAUGGACAACGCUGAGGACAGUGUAGAGGAGGUGGUGGAUCUGACCUGUGAAGCAUCAGAAGCUGCUGUGGUCGACCUCACCAACAACGACUCAGUGCUGCUGGUGGACGAAGGUCCUCAGAACAGGAGAGUCCCCACAGGUGAGAGUUACAUCGUCAGCAGUGAUGAAGACGAGGACACGCUCCCUGUCCUCAACCCUGCCACCAUGUCCUCUGUGCACACCUCCAGGUCGACUCCGGGGACGAUCAGUUGUCCUGUUUGUCUGGACUCGUACUCUGAGAUUGUAGACAGCGGCCGAUUGGUUGUGUCCACUAAAUGUGGUCACGUGUUCUGCAGUCAGUGUCUGAGAGACGCUCUGAAAUCAUCACACACGUGUCCUACCUGCAGGAAGAGACUCACCCACCGCCAGUACCACCCCCUCUACGUCUGACAUCACCAGGGACCUCACCAGAUGACCUUUGCUGCUGAAACUUUUUUUUUUUAUCAGAAACAAGAAGCCUUCAGUCAGAUCGUAUUGAUAAUUGAUUGAUAAUUUAUAUUUUCAGUUUUCAUCUGAUCGUUUAAGUUUAUUGGUUUAAGUAAAAAUAAAUACUAUUGAUUCUAUGGA
Pleuronectes platessa (European plaice) is the source of this 2358-nucleotide messenger RNA. RefSeq names its product ring finger protein 4 (gene rnf4). Lineage: Eukaryota; Metazoa; Chordata; Actinopteri; Pleuronectiformes; Pleuronectidae. Gene Ontology annotation, biological process: positive regulation of transcription by RNA polymerase II. Gene Ontology annotation, molecular function: transcription factor binding; zinc ion binding. The transcript is spliced from 7 exons. The record is from RefSeq and is a predicted model, not a curated record. The coding region runs from base 1576 to 2181 and encodes 201 amino acids.